AUGUCUCGUCGCUGGGCGCGAAAGCUUGAACGCUGCUGUUGCACUUUCGCGACCUACAUCCCUCUGCUCUUCGUCUACGGCUUGACCACCUGGGCCGUCUGGGUGGAUGUCACCAUCGGGUCCCUGCCUUCCAAAGCUUCAUGGCUCGGAUCCGCGUCUUCCGCCGGUGCCCUCCUCCUCUACGGCCUACUCAACUGGUCCUACACCACCGCCGUCUUCACGAGCCCCGGGAGCACGACAAACGAUAAUGGCUACAGUACGCUACCGACCGAGGCGCCCCCGGCCGCCACCUCCUUCACUGUCAAGUCCAACGGCGAGCUUCGAUUCUGCAAAAAGUGCCAGGCGAGGAAACCCGACCGCGCCCAUCACUGCUCGACCUGCCGCCGCUGCGUCCUGAAAAUGGAUCACCACUGCCCUUGGCUGGCGACCUGCAUCGGCUUGAAGAACCACAAGGCCUUUUUGCUGUUCCUCAUCUACACGACGCUCUUCUGCUUCUACAGCUUCUUCGUCUCCGGCAGCUGGGUGUACAUGGAGGUCAUCAACAACACGACGUACGUGGAGACGCUGAUGCCCAUCAACUACGUAAUCCUCAGUGUCAUCGCCGGCAUCAUCGGCAUUGUCGUGGGCGCCUUCACGGGGUGGCACAUUCUGCUCGCGAGCAGGGGCCAGACGACAAUCGAGUGCCUGGAAAAGACGCGGUACCUCUCGCCACUGAAGAAGCAAAUGAAGCACCAGUUCGUCGCUCAGCAUAACGGCGAGGGUAUCCCCCUGCCCGCCUACGGCCAGCAGCUCCUCGACAUCCACGCAAACGCCCUCCCGGGCAUCACGCGACCCGAAGAAGGCGAAGAAUACCGCGGUGGCGGCGGCGGCUCCUCGAGGCCCGGGGGCGGCGCCACGCACCAGUCGUACGAAGAGAUGGAGCGCGAGCGCGCGAAAAAGCGCUAUGAAGAGUACCUCGACGAGCAGGACUCUGAGAAGCUCCCCAACGCAUUCGACCUCGGCGCGAAACGGAACCUGCUGCACCUCUUUGGUCCCAAACCCUUACUGUGGUUUGUCCCCGUCUGCAACACCACCGGCGACGGCUGGGCCUGGGAAGCCAGCCCCAACUGGUUAGCCGCCCGCGAGCGUCUCGCGAGGGAACGUCAGGAACAGCGCGCACGCGAGAUCAACGCCGGCUGGGGCACCGACGAGCCCCCGACGUUUAUGCGGGAAGCGCCGCCCACAAAGCCCGACGGUGCGGGCCGACACUAUCUAACAUCGCCUCCUCCCCCUCCCUCCGGCGCCAACGGUGGAUCGCGUAAGACGCCCUCCAAGGCCGACCGGGUCCUUGGCCGCGACCCGAACCUCUACGCCGACGGGUUCCAGGAGUCGAUGCCCAUGCGGAAGCUCAGCCCACGCGGGCGGGCCCUCGAGGACGAGCUGGACGACAGUGACCUCGACAUGGAGGAUCCCGCGGCGGCGGAGCACCGCGCGCUGAACCUGGUGACCAACGGCGGGUGGGGACGCAGCGGGGCCAGCGGGUUGUUGAGGAAGCCUAGCCCGUCUUCGCCGUCGUUUAGGGACCAGCCCGAGAACGAUGAUGAUGUGGAUUGA
This is a messenger RNA of Colletotrichum fioriniae, 1593 nucleotides long. RefSeq names its product palmitoyltransferase for Vac8p (gene PFA3). Gene Ontology annotation, molecular function: palmitoyltransferase activity. NCBI's taxonomy places the organism in Eukaryota, Fungi, Ascomycota, Sordariomycetes, Glomerellales, Glomerellaceae. The record is from RefSeq and is a predicted model, not a curated record.